CCACUCCUCAGUCCUCAGUCCUCACUCAAACAGUGUGUGCGCGAGAGUGCGGCGAUACUCACGCGCCGUAGAUCAUCUGUGACGUAGGGAAUGAACGUUUGACUCACUCCAUUGUGCACAAAAUGACAAAAGUGGACAAAGAAUCGUUGGCUGGUCCUGUGGACUCUAAACCUAUCAUUGUUGACAGGAGCCACAAGGUGAAUAUCGCCCCUACGCACCAUAAGACCCUCACCCAUUUGCCUAAACGACCCCCAGUGGACUUGGCUUUUACGGAUCUUACAUACAAUGUGCAGGAAGGAAGGAAAAGCAAUGUCAAGACGAUUCUCAAGUCGGUCUCAGGAAGGCUGCGGUCGGGUGAGCUUACAGCAAUCAUGGGACCCUCUGGCGCGGGAAAAUCUACCUUGCUCAACAUUCUUACUGGCUACAAAACGUCUGGUAUGGAAGGCAGUAUAACAGUAAAUGGCAUGGAACGCAACCUGUCUAGCUUCCGCAAGCUCUCCUGUUAUAUUAUGCAGGAUAACCAGUUGCACGGUAACCUGACUGUCGAGGAAGCCAUGAAAGUGGCUACGUCACUCAAACUGCCCAGCACCACGUCAAGGGAAGAUAAGGAGGAAGUGAUUCAAGAGAUCCUCGAAACACUUGGUCUGGCCGAUCAUCUGAAAACAAUGACUUCGAAUCUGUCUGGAGGACAAAAGAAGCGUCUUUCAAUCGCGUUGGAGCUGGUUAACAACCCACCGAUUAUGUUCUUCGACGAGCCAACAUCUGGUCUCGACAGUUCUUCUUGCUUCCAAUGUAUCUCCUUGUUGAAGACAUUGGCGAGUGGUGGCAGAACCAUUAUUUGUACCAUUCACCAGCCAUCUGCGCGUUUGUUUGAGAUGUUUGACCACUUGUACACGCUCGCUGAAGGCCAAUGUGUUUAUCAAGGCAGUACUGGACGGCUAGUGGAAUGGCUGGGCAGCUUGAACCUGCAGUGUCCGUCAUACCACAACCCGGCAUCAUUCAUCAUAGAAGUAUCGUGUGGGGAGUAUGGCGAGAACACGAGCAAACUUGUCCGGGCUAUUGAAAAUGGAAAGAAUGAUAUCAGAAAUGGAAAACCAUUCCCAAUUCAACCGAAUUACAAUAACCAAAAAGAUAUGGAGGACUCUGCGAAGAGCGCAAUAGGAUGGAACGUAAACGACGCGUCCCAAAUAAGAGAUAAAUUCGCCGGGGACGUACCAAAUGGUGCUAAUGGGGCAAACGGCACGAAUGGUACGAGUAAUUUGCAGAAUGGUUUAUUGCAGUUUGCCGCUAAUGAAAUUUCUAAGGGUAGUAAAGCCGAGCCACUGGUCGUACAAAUGGACACAGAGAAGCAAGACAAUGCUGAAGUGGCCCUUUUAGGCACUGAUGGUUCCCCGCGUAGAUAUGCCACAUCCGAAGGCAAACAAUUCUGGGUUGUGCUUAAAAGGACUUUGCUUUUCAGUAGAAGAGAUUGGACACUUAUGUACCUGCGUCUGUUCGCUCACAUUUUGGUCGGCUUCUUGAUCGGUGCUCUCUACUACGAUAUUGGUAACGACGGCUCCAAGGUGCUCUCAAAUCUCGGUUUCCUUUUCUUCAAUAUGCUGUUCCUCAUGUACACUUCUAUGACCAUCACUAUAUUGAGUUUCCCUCUAGAGAUGCCUGUGCUAGUAAAAGAACACUUCAACCGAUGGUAUUCGCUGCGAUCUUAUUAUUUGGCUAUCACCGUUUCCGAUAUUCCCUUCCAGGCGAUAUUCUGUAUAAUCUACGUGGUGAUAGUAUACCUGCUGACGUCACAACCUCUAGAGUGGUUCCGGUUUUCGAUGUUCCUGUCUUCGUGUCUGCUUAUAUCGUUUGUGGCGCAAAGUGUUGGACUUGUUGUGGGUGCCGCUAUGAAUGUGCAGAACGGAGUAUUCCUUGCGCCAGUGAUGUCGGUUCCAUUCCUGUUAUUCAGUGGUUUCUUUGUGUCGUUCAACGCGAUACCUGUAUACCUGCGAUGGAUCACCUACGUUUCGUAUAUUCGAUACGGUUUCGAAGGAACUGCACUAGCCACGUAUUCCUUUAAUAGGACUAAUCUUGCGUGUCAUCAGGCCUACUGUCACUUUAAGAAACCAGAGAUAACACUAGAAGAGCUGGACAUGACAGACGCAGACUUCACACUCGACAUAGCAGCGUUGUGCCUCAUUUUCUUACUACUUCGUAUUUCUGCAUUCCUCUUCCUUCGUUGGAAACUCCGCUCCACUAGAUAGGUUAUUAGACAUAGAAGUACACGGAAAUUUUGCCACUUUUGUGGACGCAUGUGCUUGGUUUUAAUUAACUACGUUGUAGUUAUUAUCUAUUAAAAAAAAACUGUGUUUUGAAUCACAAAAAAAUAAUAAAAGUCUAUGAAUAAAAAGUAUCAAUAAAAUGCUUUGAAUUUAAUGUAAAAUUAAUAAAUAUGUAUUCCUUAUAAGAAUACAAAAAUUUUCGUGUACUGUUUUCACUGAAGUUAUAGUUAGUCGGUGAUAAUGUGAUAAUAUAAUUCCAAUGUGAUGUAAGAACAAUUAUUAUACGUAUUUUGUAAAUUACGCUGCUAAAAUUAUUGAGGUUUGUUUACCAAAACUUCGCUGAAAAUAUAUUUUCUUUUAUGUCUAUACUCAAUGACUUGAUCGCGGUUAUAAGGCUGAAUUCUUCUGUACCCCAAUCGUUUUUGUCGGUUUAAAUUAAAAAAAAAACAUUUUCACGUGUUUACACAGAUUAUAAAAUAAUGAAACUAUUGCGACUGUCACGUUUUUGUUACAUGGUCACUAAUUAUUGCCACAUGGUCAUCAAUUAAUAGCGCAUGGUCACUAGUUAUGAUGUUAAAAAUAAGAAACUUUCUUGGGACACAGUUGCUUAACCGACCUAAAAGUAAAUGAAAAGUUACUUUUACAUGAUGAAGCUGCCGUGUUUUGCCUUAUUAAAAAAUAUACAAAUUUUAUUCAUUUAAUACUAUUAAUUAUGAAUGACUCAUAUGUACUGAGAUUUGAUGGUCACAAAAUAUAUAUUCUACUUGAAUUGAUUUAAUGAUAUUUUCCCAUUAAUAAUAGUAUUUGGAUUGGCGAACAAAGAAAAAGAGUCGACUAGCUUCAAAUCUUGCCUUUAACUUGCCAUCCUAUGAAGUUUUUGAGACUUGUAAUCAGCCAAUAUAAAUGGACUGUCAAAGCAAGAGAUAAUGUCUCUAACGUAUAGCUGUAUUUAAAAAUGUGGUUACCGUCGCAUUUUAAGGAAUUAUAAAUUGCUCAAUAUAAGCCUAAAUGUUCUAGUUAUAUAAAUGUUCGAAAAAUAUUGUAUACAAAUUCGGCCAUUACGAAAUUUAGUAAUAUAAGUAACUUAAUUAGGGAUCACGGUUUAUAUUGUACUUAGUUAAGUAAAUGUUUAGAUUAUGGUCCAAUAUUGUUGGUUAUAUGUAAUUUUAUAUAUUUUUAAUAAAUGGUUUAAAUAUA
Molecule: messenger RNA, 3458 nt
Organism: Pieris rapae (cabbage white)
Lineage: Eukaryota; Metazoa; Arthropoda; Insecta; Lepidoptera; Pieridae
Product: ATP-binding cassette sub-family G member 1
Exons: 12
Coding region: 123-2243 (706 amino acids)
Cellular component (GO): plasma membrane
Molecular function (GO): ATP binding; ABC-type transporter activity; ATP hydrolysis activity
Source: RefSeq, a predicted model, not a curated record